AUGACUACACAAAAAGUUGAAGCAACGAUAGAUGUUAAAUCAGAGAAUUUCCAUCAAACAUUCGAAGAAUCCAUACUUGAUUCAUCGACAUCGAAAGAAUCCUGUUCCUAUGAAGAACUAAUUGCUGCUAAUGAGCGACUAAAAGCGAACCUAUCGAAAGUCUUUACUGAAUUUGUUAAUAAAGCUCGUCUGGAACAAAACGUUGAUGUUGAUCAGAAAAAACGUAAAAACCAACGCGAUGAUGGCGAAGAAGAAGACGAAGAACAGCAGCAAGAUGGAGAUGAUGACGAAGAUGAUGCUGGAUCAUCGGAUAAUGACGAACAAGAAGAAUAA
This is a messenger RNA of Rotaria socialis, 333 nucleotides long. Lineage: Eukaryota; Metazoa; Rotifera; Eurotatoria; Philodinida; Philodinidae. The record is from the annotation of a GenBank genome assembly.